AUGGCUGGCGGCGGAGGAAGGAAAGGAGAUGCCACCGCUUCGGCUGGUGGCAGGACCAGCAGGGCCAAAGCCAAUGGUGGUGGCGCAGCAAACAGAGACAAGGACAAUGGCGGCUCUCUUCCUGUUCAGCCGCUGGCAAGGCCUAGAAGAUCAGCCACCACUGAAGAGGCUCGCCUUGCGCACAUGCUAGGGGAUGACGCUGGAGAGCUUGCAACAGUGUUGACUGCCAUCACCAAAAAUCCAGCCGCUCUUGCUAAAGCAAAGGCAGCCAUCGCAACUGCAGCUGGUCAAUCUGACAUCAAUCCCAAUGGCAAAAGAAAUAGGCCCCAGAUGACGUCUCUGUUCCAGGACGAUUCGGAGUCGAGCGAUGACGAGUCGGAGAAGGAUGGUGGUGCUGCUGGCGGCACUAGGGGAGCCGGCAAAGAGUCUUCGCCUGAGCUGUCAGGUUCGGAGUACAACGAGAGUGAUGCUGAGAAAGACCCUGCGAGCGACGACGAUAGCGAUGAUGAUCUGGAGGAGGAGGACGUUGCCAAGGAGCUGGGUCCUGAUGGUGGUACAGCUGAUGGCGGCAGUGCUGAGGAAGACCCCCUUGCUGACCUGAUGGCAACGAUUCCAGGGAAAGAAAAACCUCGCAAAAAGAAGAAGAAAGCUGGAAACAGUGGUGCAAUCAUCCCUGUACCACGCGAUAAGGGUGGAAAGCCUCAAGCCAAAAGCUGCCGGAGUACCGCCGGCGAACUGGUGCUGAACGCGGCAUCCACUGGAGCCGGUUUCGACCUCAAUCUUUUGCUCAUGUCACAUCUGAAAAUGCAGCAGGCCCAGGCUGAGCAGCUGGCGCGCAACGACAGGAUGGAGAAGGCAAUGCAUCAGCUUCUCAACUGCUUCAAGAAGUCAAAAUCGGGGUCGAGCCAGCAAAGUUCUGACCCCGCAACGUCCUCUGUGACAGUGACUCAACAGGCUGAAGCGUCCGAGCAACAGCUUGGGCUACUCGAGAGGCUCAAAGCAAACCCCAAGCUCCUCAGCUCCGCCAAGUCCACCACCAAACUCCUGGUUUCCGAUGCUGUCAACCUGAGCCUGCUCACAUCCGGGGUCGCUGACUCCGAGCUCAUGAGGAGCAACACCCAGCUCGCACUCCGAGUAUCACCUGACCCAGAGCAAGAGGAGCUCUUCGAGGAGCUCUACGAAGACCUCAUUCAACCUCACCAAAUGGACAAGUUUCGCAUGAAAAGGGGCCAGCUUGUGUCCAAGAUUCGCGGAGCGGGUGACGCCUAUCGCAAGGCAGGUACGGACGCUUACGGCGACCUCCGCUUCCGGACAGUGCUUGCGAAGGCGUGCAACGUGGACGUCGACAAUCAGCCCGUACCUGAUCAGCUUAUCGCGACGAUCGCUCAGCUUGCAAUGGUCGAGGUUGUGCUGGAGCUACACUUCCGUGGCAUCAAGCGGUUGGAGAAGCAAGAGGCGAAGAUGCUUCGGGUACGAGAAGAGGCUCUAGCAGGAGAGGCUCGAGUUAGCGCUUUUGUACUCGUUGUGGCACCGGAAGACCCUUCCGUUUGUCCGAUGAGGCUUCAGGGCCGUGUAGCAGAGCGUGCAAAGGCACUGGCAGCAGCGGACAGAGCGGAUAGAGAUGGGUCUGGUUCGUCGGAGCAAGCCAACGAGACUGCAGCAAACCCCGAGGCAGUAGUUUAA
Klebsormidium nitens is the source of this 1683-nucleotide messenger RNA. Lineage: Eukaryota; Viridiplantae; Streptophyta; Klebsormidiophyceae; Klebsormidiales; Klebsormidiaceae. The record is from the annotation of a GenBank genome assembly.